Messenger RNA from Brienomyrus brachyistius, 3735 nucleotides. It is a transcript of the gene mindy3, whose product is annotated as MINDY lysine 48 deubiquitinase 3. The transcript is spliced from 16 exons. The record is from RefSeq and is a predicted model, not a curated record. NCBI's taxonomy places the organism in Eukaryota, Metazoa, Chordata, Actinopteri, Osteoglossiformes, Mormyridae. Gene Ontology annotation, biological process: protein K48-linked deubiquitination. Gene Ontology annotation, molecular function: K48-linked deubiquitinase activity; cysteine-type deubiquitinase activity. Bases 560 to 1903 code for a protein of 447 amino acids.
ACCAAUCACCGGGCGCUGCUGGCGUCUUACUCACGUUCGUAGUAGUUGUAGUAAAUACUGAGGUCCGCGAGAGCAAUGCUGCCUUAUUGGAAUAAAAUAGUGACAUAAAACUCCGUCCGCGCCUGUACCGUCAUUUCGCCCUUUUGUCUGGCGCGAAGUCCGACUCUCCCGGUCAUCGCGCUCGGCGGGUUUUAUGCGGUAAUUCCAGCUCGGCCUGGUGGCUCUGCGGCCGGGUUGCGUGAGGCGGGCCCGAUCCUGCUCGCCGGUCCGGAUGCGCUUUUAAAGCGCCUUGUCGCCCCUCGCCGGAGUCCCAUUCCUCUGCACCGAGUCGAAGCGCCGUCCGGAGCCACUUUCGACGGAGCGACCGCCCUUGUCGCCCCCCGGCGCUAGCUGUCCGGCCGCUGCGGCGUUGCCGCCCGUACAUAUGUGGACACUUCUCCGUGACGGGGAGGCCUCAUUCUGCCGCGCGGGGAACACCGGUGUGGCCGAUGACGCUCGGCCUGUGGCCGUCAGAGGGGAGCUGAGGAUCCGUGCUGCCUGUACCUAAACCGGUACGAAAAUGACCGACGUGAACAAAGACCUGGUGGAACUUGUGUGGGGAAGGCCGAGCUGCAGCUCCGUGACGGAGACUCCCUUCAGGAGAUGGACGCAAGGGUUUGUCUUCAGCCAGACGGAGCCCAGCGCGCUGGAGCAGUUGGAGGGAGGACCGUGUGCCGUGAUCGCCCCAGUGCAGGCCUUCCUACUGAAGAAUGUCUUGUUUAACUGCGAAGGCUCCAGCUGGCGAGAGAUUUCAGAGGAUGAACAGAAAGCCGCCCUCUGUCACACACUCAGUGAGAUCCUGGAAACCGCCUGUUUCCACAAGUCCGAGUCCUUCUGCCUGGCCGUGUGGUCCAGAGCCAAGACGCUGGAGGAGAACUCGGAAAUCCCAGACGGCCACCCAGCAUCCAGUCAGCCGACGGAGGGCCAGCAACCCUCUGCUCUCGGGGCUGACGAGCUUGGCUUUGAGCGGUUUCACUCCGUCAUUCAGAGGAGGACCCUGAAGACUGUGGAGGAGCUGAAGGAAGCUGUGCUGACCUUCUAUGACAUGUGGAGGAACAAGUUUGGGGUGCUGCUCUUUCUGUACUCCGUCAUACUCACUAAGGGCAUCGAAAACAUAAAGAAUGAAAUUGAAGACACAUUGGAGCCUCUGAUUGACCCGGUCUACGGCCACGGGAGUCAGAGUCUAAUCAACCUGCUCGUUACCGGACACGCCGUGUCCAAUGUGUGGGAUGGAGACAGAGAAUGCUCUGGAAUGAAGCUGCACGGCAUUCAUGAGCAGGCAACUGUGGGCUUCCUCACUCUGAUGGAGUCUCUACGCUACUGCAAGGUCGGUGCCUUUCUGAAGUCUCCCAAGUUCCCUAUUUGGAUUCUUGGCAGUGAGACACACCUCUCUGUGUUUUUCACCAAGGAAAUGGCACUGGUAGCCCCGGAAUCGCCAUCAGAACAAGCCAGGAGGGUUUUCCAGACGUUCGACCCAGAAGAUAAUGGCUUCAUCCCAGACACCCUGCUGGAGGACGUGCUGAAGGCCUUGGACCUCGUCUCUGAGCCAGAGUAUGUGAACCUCAUGAAGAGCAAACUGGACCCUGAGGGACUGGGCAUCGUGUUACUGGGGCCAUUCUUACUGGAGUUCUUCCCCGAUCAGGACACCGGAAUCCCAGACUCCUUUCCAGUGUAUCACUACAACGGGCUUAAGCAGUCGAACCACAAUGAGAAGGUGGCCUAUGUGGAAGGAACCGUACUGGUGUUAGGGUUCGAGGACCCCAUGGUGCGGACGGACGACACACCUAUCAAGCGCUGCCUGCAGACCAAGUGGCCAUACAUCGAGCUGCUCUGGACCACAGACCGAUCCCCGUCGCUGAACUAACUGUGUCCCCCCCCCCCUCCCCCCCGCCGUGUACGGAUGCUGUAGUUUUACCCGGAAGCAAGCAGGCUCUCCUGGCCCUGAGCCGACUGCCUGCCACGACACCCAAGCUGUACCUACACGUCCUUAUCUACUCGAUCACUGUUUCCCAGUCCAGUCCUUGAGAACCCGCAGACAGUCCAGGUUUUUGCUCCCUACCUAGCUAGGGGGAAGCAAAAAUGUGGACUGUCUGACAUGGACCAGCAGUAAGUUCCUAAGGACCUGAAUGGGAAACACUAUACUAGAUUAUUGUCUGACUCUCAACCCUGGCCUCUCUGACCCAGUGUCCUGUCUUCUCUCUCCCCCCCCUCCCCCUUCCUAAAGGGCUCGUUCUGUGUUUAACCUUCAUCCUUCCUACCUUUUUUCCUCUUUUGUGUGGAUAUUUCGGUCGCCUGAUUCGAUCCGUUUACUGCAUUUAGCGCAGAAGCGUUUAUCCUGCUGAAAUGUACCCCGGUGCCCUGCAGCGUUCAGGUCGACUCGCACUACUAACACACUUCCACUGGCCCGGCCGUGGGACCAUGUGACCCGAGCCUCUUGUCGGGCUCGUUGGGCCUGUGAGGAUGAGCACAUGAAUCAGGCGGCUUGUGUGGUUUACAAGCGGCGCUGUGGAGGGGGCGGUAGUGAACUCCCUCGCUUGCCCGGAGUGUGAUGGAGGUGAGCUGCGAGGCGGGGACACCGGCCGUGAAUUCGGGAGUAAAUAUUAAUAAUCAGUUUUCCGUGAUCACUAAAAGCGUUGGUUGUGAUGUUUUUUUUUUUUCCUUUGUCCAUCUAUUUAUUUUCUGCAUGAUGAAUCCGCAUUAUGUCAUGACCCACUGCACCUGCAGUUUAAUUUAUUUUGGUCCUGCUGGCUUUCCCACAAUAAACUUUUUGAGUUUUUUUUUUUCCCCCCUCCCCCAUGAUUUGUUGAGGUGUGUGUGACCCCUACUUUAACUGCAAUCCAGUCACCCAAGCGCGAUGCGCAGUGACGGAGGUGCUCUCUUACCUCUCCCGCACGCUCGGGCUUUCAGGUCUGCCACACGUUCAUACAUAUUCACACAGUGCACAAAGUGAAAACACAUUUGAGCUGGUCCACUUAGUGGUAUAUAGUCACUACUGAAAUGGCAAACUUUUUUUUAAAUGUUUUUCAUGUUUGACAUCUUUAUAGGGACUGAAGAUGGAUUAAUUUCCCCUGUACUCUACUGUUCAUGUGGUUUUUAAUGUACAUUAUCUUAAGGUUUUAUCUGUAGUGUUUGGAGAUUAAUAUCAUCGUAUUGGGGCCAGCAGGGGGGGAAACUCAGAUCAUGUUAUACUGUGUGUCCGUAUGAGGACAUUGCAUCUGUUUUUGUCUCUUGGGUAAAUGUGCCCUGAAUAUUCAUCUGGAAGCUAAUGGAGGCUGUGAAAGGUUUACCCUGCCUGCUGAAGCUGGACCUUUUCACUCACACUUGGUUUUCUUAUGUUCCUCCAGUGAAGAAAAAGAUCUGAACCGCUAAAAUGUAAACGUGAAAUAAGAUGUUGGUUUAAUGUCUCCAUUUUAGGUCUUCUGUGUACAUGAAGGUGAAGUUUUACAGUUUGUGAUUUACCAUUUAGCUCUGGCACUGGCUGUACGAUGACGAUGGCCCUCUGCAGGCAUCUUUCCCAUUAUUCUAGGCUCCUCUGUCAGUGUAAGCAAAACUGGAAUCUUAAUUAGCAAAAUGUAAUGGUCUCUUUCAGAAAGUAUAGUAAUAACGAAAGAUAAAUUGCAGGCACGCAAAGUACAUUAUGUAAUCACUUAAAACAAAGUGUGUUCUUCAAUUAAACGGUACAUUCACAUCCUAGAA